CUGAGUGACCUCCCCCUGCUACACACACCCUCCGUUGCCUCACACACUCCUCUGAGAGAGAAAAGGAGUAAGGCUGAUUUGAGUAGACUGGGGAGAAAGUGCUAGAGAGGAGAAGAGGGAGAGCAAGAGUGCAAAAGAGAGAAAGAGACAGAGAGACAGAGGUAGAGACAUAGAGAGAGGGGAGAGAGAAGGAGAGAAAGGGGACUGGCAGAAGGAGGUCACCGCUAAUUACAUGUGUCAAUCCAGAGUCACAGAGUCAUGGACGACAAGAGAGAGCGGUAUAGUGUGGAGACUGGUGUGAAGAUUCUUGAAGGACUACAACUGUGUUGAAGUGACCCAUUCACGGAACAUCUGAGAGGAAAUUAAAAUAGGGAAAAGAAGAAGAAGAAAAGAAGAAUAAGAAUUAGCGGGGGCGCCUAUUUUCCGUUUCUCUGAAUAUCAGCAGCCAUGUGCUCCUGCUGUAGCCGCGGGCUAAAGCUGCUGCUAACUCUCUUAUCGUGAGAGCCGUGUGUCUGUGGCUCACACACUGAUCUGUCUAUCCCAGCUUGCCAAGAGAGAGAGAGAGAGAGAGAGAGAGAGAGAGAGAGAGAGAGAGAGAGAGAGAGAGAGAGAGAGAGAGAGAGAGAGAGAGAGAGAGAGAGAGAGAGAGAGAGACAGUAAGAGAACGAGAGAGGAGAGAGCAGAGACAGAGAGAGGAUUCCAGCUGUCAAAGAGGAGCAGGUCACCUGACCAUCUGGGAAAUCCUUUAAACAGACACUGGUGCUGUCAGGACUGGUGGACAGGAGGUACACACAGCAGAGAGGAUUGGACUGGACUGCUGUUUGCUCGGUCACAGUAAGAACACUGUCUGUACAGGUUUUCUUUGGACAAUACCAUCAGCUCGCAGGACCCGUAGUCUUACAGUAGUCACGGGGGAGCAGUAGACUGUGUCCAGGCUGUAACCGUGAAGGUGCUGGUAGAGGGACUGGAAGAGGGACCAUGUCCACCAGAGUUCAACUGGAGCACCUGAGGAGGGACAACCCUGGAAAGGUCAAGACCCCCACCCCACGACUUCCUGCCCGAGUCCCAACUGUCACUCUGACCAAUCACAGGCUGCUGAUGGACAAAAGGAACCUUCACAGUCACCAAUCAGGCGACAGAGAGACAAACCUGGCAAACCACAAUCAUCAAAGAGGCCAUGAAGGUGGUUCAGACCAGACGGUUGGAACGAUGCCAGAUUCACCUGCUGAUGUCAAAACCCAGCCUAGGACGACUCCGCCCACAAUGCCACCUCCACCCCCGGCCGUCAGCCAGGCAGCCAAUCGAAACGCUUCAUUCACGCCCACCAACAGUAAGUCAAUGCUGAACGGCAGCAGCCACUCCCCCACCUCGCUGAACGGUGCACCGUCGACACCCAACGGCUUCAGCAACGGGCCCGCCAUGUCAUCUACUGCCUCGCUGUCCAAUCAGCAGCUGCCGCCGGCCUGCGGCGCCCGGCAGCUCUGCAAGCUGAAGCGUUUCCUCACCACGCUGCAGCAGUUUGGAAACGACAUCUCGCCGGAGAUCGGAGAGAGGGUCCGCAGCCUGGUGCUAGGGUUGGUGAACUCCACUCUGACCAUCGAGGAGUUCCACUCUAAACUCCAGGAGGCCACCAACUUUCCUCUGCGUCCCUUUGUCAUUCCAUUCCUCAAGGCUAACUUGCCCCUGCUUCAGAGAGAGCUGCUCCACUGUGCCCGGAUGGCCAAGCAGACCCCGGCCCAGUACCUAGCCCAGCACGAGCAACUGCUGCUGGACGCCAAUGCCAGCUCCCCCCUGGACUCCUCUGAAAUAAUGCUAGAGGUCAAUGAGCACGGCAAGAGGAGGACACCAGACAGGACCAAAGACAGUUCAGAGAGAGAGGGCCUGCACCCUGAACACCUAGCCAAGAGGCCUUGCACCAUCAGCCCCAGCCAGCGAUUCAGCCCCAGCACAGGCCUGCCCGCCCAUCCGCCCCCCAACGGCCUCCCCCACCCCCCCAACGGCCUCCCCCACCCCCCCAACCCCCCGGCCCCACAGCACUACCGGCUGGAGGAUAUGGCGUUGGCCCACCACUACCGGGACGCCUACCGGCACAACGAACACCGCGACGGCCGGGAACGACACCGGCCCACCGCCGUUCACGGGGCACGCCAGGAGGAAGUAAUUGAUCACCGACUGACAGAUCGAGAAUGGGCCGAGGAGUGGAAGCAUCUAGAUAAUGUACGUAUCGCUGGGCUGUUGAACUGCAUCAUGGACAUGGUGGAGAAGACGCGCCGGUCGCUGACAGUGCUGCGCCGUUGCCAGGAGGCCGACCGCGAGGAGAUGAACCACUGGAUCCGUCGCUACAGCGAUGUGGAGGAUAUGAAAAAAGGUGGGAGCAACGGACAGCACCGCCCUCCUCCUCCUCCUCACCACCACAACUCCUCCAACACAGCUAACAGCAGCGAGUCUCAGCCCAUAGAGAUCCAUAGAGACUUCCUCCACAGGCCUGCAUCUGGAUACCUUCCAGAGGAGAUCUGGAGGAAAGCUGGUACCCCAGGUAUCCAGCUUUCCCCAGCUCUAAAGCAGCUCCAAAACAAGCAGGAGGAGGCAGUGAACGAGGUGAAGAGACAGGCCAUGUCGGAGCUCCAGAAGGCUGUGUCGGAUGCAGAGAGGAAAGCCCAUGAGAUGAUCUCUGCCGAGCGCUCUAAGAUGGAGAGAGCCCUGGCCGAGGCCAAGCGACAGGCGUCGGAGGACGCACUGACUGUCAUCAACCAGCAGGAGGACUCCAGCGAAAGCUGCUGGAACUGUGGACGCAAGGCCAGCGAGACCUGCAGUGGCUGCAACACUGCGCGCUACUGUGGCUCCUUCUGCCAGCACAAGGAUUGGGAGAAGCACCAUCACGUCUGUGGCCAGGGGCUUCAGGGCCUGCCCGGGAACAGCUCUGUCCCCCUGGGCACCCCUUCUUCCGCCUCAGCCUCCUCCACUGCACCACCUACCCACUCGGAGAACGGGCCCCCAGGCCCGCUGUCUCUGACUGGACAGAGCACUGUGGGCGGAGGGGCUGGGAGCAUGUCCUCGAGUCCCAAAGAGGCUAGUUCCAGCUCCAGCAGUGCCUCUCGGUCGACCACCCCUGCCACGCCCGCUCUGCUGGAUGCCACCUCCCGCUGACCGUGCGUCUGUCACCCCCCCCCCCCCGCCACAUCCACUGAAGCUACAGCACCCUGCAUCCAAACCAAACUGAGGAAUCUCUGUCCAUCUGCACUCCAUUCAUUCACUCCUUCCUAACUACAGCUGUAAGAAAAAGCUACACCGCGUCACCCACUUACUGAAUACUUUUAGCUACCUGACGUUGACCUCAUUCUUUCAACUCCCCAGCCUCCAAAAAUGUUUUUUUUUCCUGCCGGCUACAUAGGCUUUCUCUAUUUCAAAUGCACCAAUCUACAGGCUUAAAAUAAGUUGCUUGGGGUCCACUGUAUUUGUUUAGCAUGGCUAGUAUGGGGCCUUCCUUCACUGAAGCUCUAAGACAGACACCAACACAGAGAGAAAAUCUCAUCUCUCCUUGCCCCACUAUGAAUGCAUGGAGUUGAUAGGUGAGCUCUGAUCAUGUUGAGUAAUAUAAGCUUUGAGAUCCAUGUUAGACCAACCCAUAGCCUCAGAGAUAUAAACUCAGUGAGAUGAUGUAUGUGUCAUGGACAUGCAUGGACCCUAUAACAAGACUGAUGGAGGUAAAGCAGAAGUAAGUAGGAGAUACCUAGAUUGAUAAGCACUUGGAGCAGAUUAUGCUUUAACCAAGCUUCAGCAAUGCUCCAACCCCAGCAUGUGCACUACCAGUCUGGACCAAUCAGAGAUGUGGCCACUCAUUCUGUCAGUCUGGACAGUUCCUGUAUAGUGUCAACAUGGUAUGGAGACAGACAAGGGUCUUAAUACAUUUGUUAAACCGGAGAAGAACAGGAGAAAUACUUGGUGCAAUUUGAUUCCUCAGAAACUCUUCCUUUCACAACACGGCUAAUUAUUUAUCUAAUGUUUCUUUUUUGGCUUUAAGGGAAAAAAAGUCCAAAUAUUCUGAAUGAUUAAUAAUAAUGAUGCUAAUAAUAAUAAUAAUGUCAGAAAUAAAAUAAAAAACCUGUUAACUACCUUGCUAGCGAGCCAAGAAAAUCUACACCGGACUCACCUCUCUGUACCGAUGUAAACCCAAAUGAAUUCAAAGAAGAAGAAAAAACACAAUCCAAACCUUUUUAUUACACUGCCAAAGUUAAUGGGAGACAAGGAGAAGCACUCAUCUUGUAACCAAACGCAAGCAACAUCACCUCCUCAGUAGCAGAUUGAGCCCUGAAGGACACUGGCUGUAGCAGAGCAGCAGGACUACCAGACUGGAUACAGUCUGCCAGACAAGCAGGCCCACAGACCAACUAGGAUUCUGUAUUUUGAGGAAGUAUGUAGCUGGUCUGUGGCUGACCUCUACUCUCCUGUCCUGGCCUACAUUGACUCUUCCUCAGUGGCAGCUCAGACUAGAAAACACCCUAGCGGAAUGUUGUACUCAAGUACACCUGCCACAAAGACUUUAGAGAGGGAAGGACAAGAGACUGAGCAAGAUAGUACUCUAAAUGGCAAAGACAAGAGAAGGAAAUGGUAUAGAAAAAAAAGACAAAACAGAUACUUGGCAUCUAACGGAAUACGAAUGGCAUAGGAACUGCCAAAAACCUCAAAAAAACUGAAAAAACCCUGUCCAAGCAAGCAUUGUACAUUACGGCUACGACCUUCCUUCCUAUUCGUUUUUUCUAAGAUCUCUAUGAAGAGGAAACAUUUGAAUGAAUUGUUGUACCUUUUCACCCUCCUCCAUCCUUUUCCAAAGCAUGAGAAACAGACUAAAGAGCCUCAUUGAGGAGUGUAGAUUUGUUUGUUUUUUCUCUUCUAUCUCUCUACCUCCCCCCAAAAUCUCUCCUGUUUGUUCCUCACCCCUCCAGCUUCUCUCAAUCCCCAGUCACACCUGACCUUCCCCCUAACCCGACACCACUUAGGACAGAACCUUAGAACAGUUCUGUGGGAUAGGGAUGAUCCUGCUUGUAGAUAGAAUAAUUUAUGUUUCUCAAUAACGUCUCUGUCUCUGAUGCUGUCUACCUGUGCUAUCCUUUGUAUGUACCCAGAAACACAAAUAUUGUUUUUGUCUUUUAUUCUCUCUCGUUCAUUUGGGCUGAACAUUGAAGUCAGAGCAAAGACACUCUGUGGGAGAGAGAAAGCCCCAUAUUGUACUUAUUGUUGAAUUUUGAAUUGAAGAAACUCCUGUUGUAGAAUAUUUUAUAUUGCUCGCAUUGUAAGACAGUGAGAGGACGGAGGUGCAAUAUGAAGAGAAUUCAGCUACUGAAAGGGACCUCAGCAACUGCCCCUUAGGGUGUCAUAUAAUAGAGAUACAUAUAAAUAUAUUUAAAGCAACAUCAGUAACUUAAUGUGAAUGUACAUAGUAUUUAAAGAGGUCCAAAAAUGUGUUUGCCAAAUAACAGAAACCUUUAAAGUAUAAUGUCCACAAUAUGAUUUCUUUUUCUUUACAAUUAUUUUGUUGGUUUUCAAUCAUAAUUAAUAACUUCUCAAGUUAACAGUGGCCGCUUCAUUUCUAGCAGACUAACACAAUCAGUCAAAAGUGGUUGUGUAAACUGGUCACAAUCAUCUCCUUAAAGUGCUCCAGUAGGGGUUGCGGUUGAUUGACAUGUCAUACUCUAUAACUAACUCCCAACCGGAGGGGAACCGUCUGAAACUGUGAGAAACAUUGCCAUCCUUUGGUCUGACAUGCCACUGCAGUGGUCCAGCCUCCAUCCACAGCAACCCACAACCCCAUGAAGCAGCCUAGAGUAAGGAGGUAAUUAAAUCCCUGAAUGGAAAUUCCCAACUAACCUUUUAACUUUUGAUCUUGUCACUGCCGACUGUGUUCCCAUCCUGUCCAUGCAGAUGCAGCGUGGACACAUACAGUAUGUUCUGGAACAGAGUGUAGACCUUUCUACGUUUUUACAUAUAGGUAGAGUUGUCACAGUUGUCACAGUUCCAGACUUACAAGCUCUCAGACAACAUAUUCCCAUGAGACACAGAGAUGCUCUUGAAUUAUGAUUUGAGGGGAAAUUACAAACCCAAAAGGCCCAUUUUAUUAUAACUAAAUUAUUUGGGUAUAUAGGACUUGAUUUGGCUGUGUAACCUCUGAAAUGGACCAAACUUUGCAAAUAUUUCUGUUACGCCUUUUGUUUGGAAUGUUCCAGUAAUAGCAAGGGUCUCUCACAUCUUUAGAGUGACAUUAAGGAAUCAGACGUUUAGAUUGAACCAUUUGCUAUAUUUACCACAUUAUGUACAUGGUCUAGUUUACUACAUGCCCUUAUCAAACAUAAUAUAUAAACCUCUCAAAUGUGAUGAACUGUGAGGUACCCUUACAUCUGUAUGUAGCCUUUGUGUGUGUCCUGUACAGUAUGUUACCAAUAAUGCAUCGACUUCAGCCCAUUUGUGUUGGUGAACCUCUUCAGCACGAUCUUAACCUGCGCCUCAAACCAUACCCCCCACCUCUCCCCCAACGCCCCCACCUCAAUACCUACCUCCUGGAACCGUACAGCUAAGGACUGGGCCACGAUCCCGGGUUUUCAAAGCAAGGUUGUUGGCGGGCAUGCAAACACACUGAGAUGUUCUGAAAUGGUAAGGGUUGUCAAAGGAUUUGUCAUCAUCAAUUACUCCACAUGUUUCGAAGACAUGUCCAGCCUCACUCAACCAGCCUGUAGUCAACCAUCUCUCUACUACACUGGACACACACCAUGUCCACUGUGUCCAACAUACACUCUAUUGUUCUCUCAUUACCAAAUGAAACUCAAACCUGUUACAUGCCAUUUCUUGUCCUAAACCAAUAAGAAGCACAGACCAAAGUUAUCCUAUGGGGCUGUAGAUGUUGACAUGGAGUGUAGAGUAGGACAUGACCAGAGGAAGAUGGAGCUCCACUGUAUCAAUUAACCAAAGUGUCUGAAAUAUACACAUGCCCUGAGCACAUAGGAAAAAAACACAAAAAAAGAUGCACCGCCAAGGGAGGAGAUUGGGUAAAUUAUUGAUACAAGACAAGCAAUCAAAGCGCUUGUUCCUGUAAAACAUAUCUAAUGACUCGGUUUGGAGGAAAGGAUAGAUGAAAUUUAGAAUUCCUGUUAGAUGCUUUGACAAAACCUUGCUUGUGGAUAGAAUAAAUGCAUGUCUGUAUGUGUGUAUGUGUUUACAUGUGUGCGUGUGUGUGUGUGUGUGUGUCUGUGUGUGUGUGGGGGUUUACUUUUUAUCCUUACUUCUUAAUUUCUCUGUACAAACAUACUUGAAACUUUCUGAGCUUUAAUGAAACACAUUGGGCAGAUGAAUGGCAGAGAAAAAGAUGUAAACGGCAUCGCUAGCAUUCUUUCUCCCUUUACAUUUAAUGGACACACCAUAUCUACUACAUAGGGCUGUGAUGAUGACAAUUCCACUGCAAAUACCCAUCAUGCUCCACUCAGUGUGUUUGCAUUCUUUUCUAGUCUGCCAACCAACCCUGAAACACAAAUAUAACACAAAGAGCUGUCACAACAGUGACUGCAUUACUGACGAAAAUCCAACCAAAAAUUAUAUUUCCAUAUCUUUUUUACUUCCCCUCUAGCCUCUGAGCCAUCCUGUUGGGCUAGAGCAGUGUCUGUUGAGGUAUACAGAGGAAGCAGAUUAGUCUACCUGUCACUGUGUCAUAGACUAUGAUUAUAUCCCAUCAAAACUUCAGUGUUGGCUAUUGUUAUUCUGCUUGAAAUCCACAGUCCUGGGGUGUACUGAAUAGAUACCCUUCCAUUCCUUUUGAUCUACAUACAAUUCUUUCUCACAGUUAUCUGUUAUGGCGAUCAUCAUCAUAUAUGAAGAAGACAAAUUACAAAUACUAACAGCUUGGCACCUGCUCCUCCCCUAACCAGUUUACACCUAUAUAUACCAAUGGAGUUUUGUAGUUUGUCUGAUGGUUAGCCCUGUAAGGUCCACACUAAACCAAGUUGAGUUGGUGAAGGUGUACUUGGUUUGCCAAAAUGCCAUGGUGGGGAUAGUGGUGUUUUCUAUUAUAGCUUGGAGACAACAAAAGCUUGUUUUUUUUAUGUGUAGGCAUUAUUAUACUGUAUUGUGCAAUACAUUAUUACAGAAAAUACUAUAUUUCUGUAGGAGAGGUCCGCGCUUUGAAGAAAAUGUUUUUCUUUUUUUUUUCUUCCUCUUCAAGGGUCCUCCUGUUACCAUUCUUUAGAUGAAGUGAACUGUGCCAGAAGAAUUUAAUUCAGACGUUUAUUUAUUUCUUGCAUGCUUUACUCCCUGUUGCUCUUUCUCCUCUUUAUCUGUGCGCUCUGUUGGAUGUGUGAAGCUGUACAUGAUUCUAAUUCAGGUUAUUGUCUGUGUUGAACUAUGUAAUUGUGUCAUUAAAAAUGAAAUUAAACAUUA
Messenger RNA from Osmerus eperlanus (European smelt), 8418 nucleotides. RefSeq names its product CBFA2/RUNX1 partner transcriptional co-repressor 3 (gene cbfa2t3). The coding region runs from base 979 to 3147 and encodes 722 amino acids. Gene Ontology annotation, molecular function: transcription corepressor activity. The record is from RefSeq and is a predicted model, not a curated record. Gene Ontology annotation, biological process: DNA-templated transcription; negative regulation of DNA-templated transcription. Lineage: Eukaryota; Metazoa; Chordata; Actinopteri; Osmeriformes; Osmeridae. The transcript is spliced from 12 exons. Gene Ontology annotation, cellular component: nucleus.